This is a messenger RNA of Choloepus didactylus (southern two-toed sloth), 3914 nucleotides long. RefSeq names its product ATPase phospholipid transporting 8A2 (gene ATP8A2). NCBI's taxonomy places the organism in Eukaryota, Metazoa, Chordata, Mammalia, Pilosa, Megalonychidae. Gene Ontology annotation, biological process: neuron development; phospholipid translocation. Gene Ontology annotation, molecular function: ATPase-coupled intramembrane lipid carrier activity; magnesium ion binding; ATP binding. The record is from RefSeq and is a predicted model, not a curated record. Gene Ontology annotation, cellular component: plasma membrane. Bases 154 to 3600 code for a protein of 1148 amino acids. The transcript is spliced from 36 exons.
GCGCCCGGAGCGUUCUCCCCAGCCGGUCCCCGCCGCAGCCCGCUCGCUGCCUCCUCUCCCGGGCGUCUGACUUCUUUUGUGCUCUGUUUUCUGCCCCACGCCUCCUCUGCAGGACCUGUUUGUUCUUCGGGCUAUAAGAAGGCAGAUGAUGAGAUGUCCCGGGCUACGUCCACUGGGGACCAGCUGGAGACACCAGCCCGCACCAUUUACCUCAACCAGCCGCAUCUCAACAAAUUUCGUGACAACCGGAUCAGUACAGCUAAGUACAGCUUGCUGACUUUUCUACCUCGGUUCUUGUACGAGCAGAUUAGAAGAGCUGCAAAUGCCUUCUUCCUCUUCAUUGCCUUAUUACAGCAAAUUCCCGAUGUAUCUCCCACAGGAAGAUACACCACCCUGGUGCCAUUGAUCAUUAUUUUAACAAUUGCAGGCAUCAAGGAGAUUGUAGAAGAUUUUAAGCGACAUAAGGCAGACAAUGCAAUCAACAAAAAGAAAACCAUAGUGUUAAGAAAUGGUAUGUGGCAUACCAUUAUGUGGAAAGAGGUGGCCGUGGGGGACAUUGUGAAGGUCGUGAAUGGGCAGUAUCUUCCGGCAGACAUGGCCCUGCUCUCCUCCAGUGAACCUCAGGCAAUGUGUUAUGUUGAAACAGCUAAUCUAGAUGGGGAGACAAACCUUAAAAUACGUCAGGGUCUGAGUCUCACUGCGGACAUGCAAACCAGGGAAGUCUUGAUGAAGUUAUCUGGGACCAUCGAAUGUGAAGGACCCAAUCGCCACCUCUAUGACUUCACUGGAAACUUGAACUUGGAUGGGGAGAGAACUGUUCCCCUUGGGCCUGACCAGAUCUUAUUAAGAGGCACACAGCUUAGAAAUACUCAGUGGGUCUUUGGCAUAGUUGUUUAUACUGGCCACGACACCAAGCUCAUGCAGAAUUCAACCAAAGCACCUCUCAAGAGAUCAAAUGUUGAAAAGGUGACCAACGUGCAGAUCCUGGUGUUGUUUGGCAUCCUCCUGGUCAUGGCCCUGGUGAGCUCAGUGGGGGCCCUGUACUGGAAUGGGUCUCACGGCGAAAAGAUCUGGUACAUCAAGAAGAUGAACACAAGCUCGGAUAACUUUGGAUACAACCUGUUGACAUUCAUCAUCUUGUACAACAAUCUUAUUCCCAUUAGUCUGUUGGUGACUCUUGAGGUUGUGAAAUACACUCAAGCCCUUUUUAUAAACUGGGACACAGACAUGUAUUACAUAGGAAAUGACACUCCUGCGAUGGCCAGAACAUCAAAUCUCAAUGAGGAACUCGGGCAGGUAAAAUAUCUGUUUUCUGAUAAAACUGGAACCCUUACAUGCAAUAUCAUGAACUUCAAGAAGUGUAGCAUUGCGGGAGUAACUUAUGGUCAUUUUCCAGAGUUGACAAGAGAGAUGAGUUCAGAUGACUUCUGCCGACUGGCUCCUCCCACUAGUGACUCGUGUGACUUUGACGAUCCUAGGCUGUUGAAGAACAUUGAGGAUCACCAUCCCACAGCGCCGUGCAUCCAGGAGUUCCUCACCCUGUUGGCCGUCUGUCACACCGUCGUGCCCGAGAAGGAUGGGAAUGACAUAAUCUACCAGGCCUCCUCCCCAGAUGAAGCCGCCCUGGUGAAAGGAGCGAGGAAGCUCGGCUUUGUCUUCGCCGGCAGAACCCCCUACUCGGUCAUCAUAGAGGCCAUGGGGCAGGAGCAGACGUUUGGAAUCCUUAAUGUCCUGGAAUUUUCUAGCGACAGGAAAAGGAUGUCUGUAAUUGUUCGAACUCCUUCAGGACAACUUCGACUCUACUGUAAAGGGGCUGAUAAUGUAAUUUUUGAGAGACUUUCAAAAGAUUCAAAAUACAUGGAGGAAACAUUAUGCCAUCUGGAAUACUUUGCCACGGAAGGUUUGCGGACUCUGUGUGUGGCCUACGCUGACCUCUCUGAGAGUGAGUAUGGGGCGUGGUUGAAAGUCUACCAGGAAGCCUGCACCAUCUUGAAAGACAGAGCUCAGCGCCUGGAAGAGUGUUACGAGAUCAUUGAAAAGAAUUUGCUGUUACUCGGAGCCACAGCCAUAGAAGAUCGCCUUCAGGCAGGUGUUCCCGAAACCAUAGCGACUCUGUUGAAGGCAGAAAUUAAAAUAUGGGUGUUGACAGGAGACAAACAGGAAACUGCAAUUAAUAUAGGGUAUUCCUGUCGAUUGGUGUCACAGAACAUGGCCCUUAUCCUACUGAAGGAAGAUUCUCUGGAUGCCACGAGAGCAGCCAUUACGCAGCACUGCACCGACCUGGGAUGUUUGCUGGGCAAGGAGAACGACGUGGCCCUCAUCAUCGACGGCCACACACUCAAGUACGCGCUCUCCUUUGAAGUCAGGAGAAGCUUCCUGGACCUGGCGCUCUCGUGCAAAGCAGUGAUAUGUUGUAGAGUGUCUCCUCUGCAGAAGUCUGAAAUCGUAGACGUGGUUAAGAAGCGGGUGAAAGCCAUCACCCUCGCCAUCGGCGACGGAGCCAAUGACGUGGGGAUGAUCCAGACGGCCCAUGUGGGCGUGGGGAUCAGCGGAAACGAGGGCAUGCAGGCCACCAACAACUCAGACUACGCCAUCGCCCAGUUUUCCUACUUAGAGAAGCUUCUGUUGGUCCACGGAGCCUGGAGCUACAACCGAGUGACCAAAUGCAUACUGUACUGCUUCUACAAGAAUGUGGUCUUAUACAUCAUCGAGCUUUGGUUCGCCUUUGUUAAUGGAUUUUCUGGGCAGAUUUUAUUUGAACGUUGGUGCAUCGGCUUGUACAAUGUGAUUUUCACCGCAUUGCCACCCUUCACCCUGGGAAUCUUCGAGAGAUCUUGCACUCAGGAGAGCAUGCUCAGGUUUCCUCAGCUCUACAAAAUUACCCAGAAUGCCGAAGGCUUCAACACGAAGGUUUUCUGGGGUCACUGCAUCAACGCCCUGGUCCACUCCCUCAUCCUCUUCUGGUUUCCCAUGAAGGCUCUGGAGCACGAUACCGCCUUGGCUAAUGGUCACGCCUCAGACUAUUUAUUUGUUGGCAAUAUUGUUUACACGUAUGUUGUUGUUACUGUUUGUUUGAAAGCCGGUUUGGAGACUACAGCUUGGACUAAAUUCAGUCAUCUGGCCGUCUGGGGAAGCAUGCUGAUCUGGCUGGCGUUUUUCGGCAUCUACUCGACCAUCUGGCCUACCAUUCCCAUUGCUCCAGAUAUGAAAGGACAGGCAGCCAUGGUACUGAGCUCGGCACACUUCUGGUUGGGAUUAAUUCUGGUGCCUACUGCAUGUUUGAUCGAAGACGUGGCGUGGAGAGCGGCCAAGCAUACCUGCAAAAAAACAUUGCUGGAGGAGGUGCAGGAGUUGGAAACUAAGUCCAGGGUGAUGGGAAAAGCGAUGCUUCGUGACAGCACUGGAAAAAGGAUGAAUGAGCGUGAUCGCUUGUUAAAAAGACUUAGUAGGAAAACUCCGCCGACUCUCUUCCGAGGCAGCUCUCUCCAGCAAGGUGUCCCACAUGGGUAUGCCUUUUCUCAAGAGGAGCAUGGGCCCGUUUCCCAGGAAGAAAUAGUCCGUGCUUACGAUACUACCAAAAAGAAAUCUAGGAAGAAAUAAGACACGCUUUUUCCUGAUUGGCAUCAGCAAAGAGAUUUGGCUCGUCACAUCCAGUGUUAACACAUCUUCAUCAAAAGAGACUGGCGUCAGCAGCCGAAACACCGGAAGACACAUUUCCGUGGCCUUAGCCAACCAGUUUGUUAGUUAUAUAUUCCCUCGCAAACCCAAAGGCUACACAGCCGGGGAAGCCAUUCCCCUACCCCUACCCCACCCCAAUCUGUCUGUAGUGCUUGGCCUGACUUUCAUUUAUGUUGUUAUGAAGAAUUCAACUGUGCUCUCUGAGGUGUGAAAUUAAAAACAUUAUGUUUCACCAA